Ictalurus punctatus (channel catfish) is the source of this 2951-nucleotide messenger RNA. RefSeq names its product XK, Kell blood group complex subunit-related family, member 6b (gene xkr6b). The record is from RefSeq and is a predicted model, not a curated record. Gene Ontology annotation, biological process: engulfment of apoptotic cell; phosphatidylserine exposure on apoptotic cell surface; apoptotic process involved in development. The transcript has 3 exons. Lineage: Eukaryota; Metazoa; Chordata; Actinopteri; Siluriformes; Ictaluridae. Bases 288 to 2030 code for a protein of 580 amino acids. Gene Ontology annotation, cellular component: plasma membrane.
UGGCUUGGAGCUUAUUCUCCAACCUGUGUUCAUAUCAAAGCCAUAUACCAGGUGCGUCGUGGUACAUCUAUCAGGCCAUAAAGCAGGCUCAACUCAAGCUGAAAGAAAAUGCUCGUCCUGUGCUGUGUCAGGACGCGGCGGUGCAGAGAGCUGGCAUUGGUCGAUGCUGCGCCACGGUCACCCCGGACCUAGAUGGCUACCUCGUUAGGCGCGCUCGCGCAAGACAGGUAUCGGGGAAGUGACGUCACAAGCCGCGGAAGCCGGAGGCGGGCGUUUGGGAGAGCAAGAUGGCAGCGAAAUCCGACGGUCGGGGGCUCGCCACUGCCACCGGCUUUGCCCAGCUGCACAACCUGGACGAGGCGGCGGGCGGCGGCUGCAGUGAGGACUACCCGCGGGAGGGCAGCUCGCUGCACAUCUGCCACUGCUGCAACACGUCCUCGUGCUACUGGGGCUGCCGGAGCGCGUGCCUGCACUACCUGCUGGGCAAGGGGCGGGAGGGCGCGCGGCCAGCGCGGGAGGAGCGCCUCUGGCUCGACUGCCUGUGGAUCGUGCUGGCACUGGUCGUCUACUUCUGGGACGUGGGCACCGACCUGUGGCUGGCGGCGGACUACUACGCCAAGCAGGACUACCUCUGGUUCGGGCUCACGCUCUUCUUCGUGCUGGUGCCAUCUGUGCUCGUGCAGAUACUGAGCUUCAGGUGGUUCGUGCAGGAUUACACGGGAGGCGGCUUGGGCUCUGUAGAAGGGCUGAGCAGCCGGAGAGCCACGACGAGUUCCCGCAGACGCGGCAAGUGCUGCCGCAUCUCUGUCUGGGUCUGGCAGACGCUCAUCCACAUCCUGCAGAUGGGACAAGUGUGGAGGUAUAUCCGGACCAUGUACCUCGGCAUACAGAGUCGCAGGCAAAAGGAAAAUCAGCGACGUUUCUAUUGGGCCAUGAUGUACGAGUAUGCUGAUGUGAACAUGCUUCGUCUCCUCGAGACGUUUUUGGAAAGCGCCCCACAGUUAGUGCUCCAGCUCUGCAUAAUGAUCCAGAAGAACCGCGCUGAGACGCUGCAGUGCAUGUCAGCAGUUGCCUCUCUCUUGUCUCUCUCCUGGGUGCUGGCCUCCUACCAUAAGCUUCUGCGCGACUCUCGCGAUGACCAAAAGAGCAUGAGCUACCGAGGAGCUCUGGUGCAUCUCCUGUGGCGCUUCUUCACCAUUUCCUCACGGGCACUUUCCUUUGCCCUCUUUGCCUCGGUUUUCCACCUCUACUUCGGCAUUUUUGUGGUGCUACAUUGGUGUGCUAUGGCCUUCUGGGUGAUUCAUGGUGGCACUGACUUCUGCAUGUCCAAGUGGGAGGAGGUGCUCUUCAACAUGGUGGUUGGUGUGGUGUACGUCUUCUGUUGGUUCAACGUGAAGGAAGGCAGGACUCGAUACCGAAUGAUAGCCUAUUACUCACUGGUGUUGGUGGAGAACACUGUCCUGACUGCCUUGUGGUAUGUCUACAGAGACCCUGUCACCACUGACUCGUAUGCCGCAUCUGUGCUCUGCGGCGUCUUCCUGUGCUUCGCCUCAGGAGUGGUAUGCAUGGUCCUCUACUAUGGGGUUUUGCAUCCUAUGGGUCCCAGGCUGAGGGUCCUGGCAAGCUCCUGUUGUGCUGAGCUCCUCUGGGGCCUCCCCCUGCCCCCAGAGGCUGAGCCUAUGGCCCCGACUCCAGGGCCUCGUGGCUCUCAGGCCACCCCCACUCGGGGCAUGGCUUCAGGGGAAUAUGGAGAAGCUGAGGAGGCUGUCACGGAUACCUGCUUGCCUGUAUUCCAGGUGAGGUCCACAUUGCCCACUGAUGCAGCAGGCCGGCCCAUUCAUCCUGAAGGGCCCCUGAUUAAGAUUGACAUGCCCAGGAAGCGAUACCCAGCCUGGGAUGCACACUUUGUAGACCGUCGCUUGCGACGGACCAUAUAUAUCCUCCAGUACAUCAGCCCCAAUGCAGUGGGCAUCAGGUACAGGGAUGGGCCUCUUCUCUAUGAGCUGCUCCAGUAUGAGUCCUCCCUAUAAAGCACCCCCCCCCCCUCCCCCCGAUCUCCAAAACACACAAUGUGCUUCACCUCUCUCCAUUUGGGUGCUUAUUUUCUUCAGUUGAAUUUAGUUAUUCAGCCGUCAUUAGAGUAUUUCAAAAGGUCUAAGAAGUUCUAAACAGAGAAAAUUUUACAUUUAUUUUCACAAAUAAAGAGAAUAUUAUUACAGAAAUGGAGAACUAAGUCGAAAAUAAGCAGUCCUUAAAAGGAGCCCUUGUUAUGUGGAUGUGUGCCACCAAUAUAUAUGUUGGAUAGUGUCUUUGUCCUGGUUAACUCUGAGAUGUGUUAAGUCCCAUGGGAAUGAUGGAGGACCAUAGUACUCCUUAACUAAUUUUCGGAUUUCCAAGUAACUAUUUAGUGCCUAUUAUAAUUAUGAGUGAAUGUGACAACACAGGACCGAAAGGCGAUCAGCGCUAUCUAAACAGUGCUGCAGAGCAAAAGAAAAGCACACAAUGAGCAUAGCAUGUUUUACAUUUCUUUCUAUAUUGAUAAAAGGGCAAAGGUUUCUAAGUAGCUCCUUACUCACCUCUGCUGAAGUAUCACCGAUAUUUGUUUGAUUACCCAUUACUGGCUUUCAUUUAGUUUCCAAUAAUUAGAUAUUUAAAGACCCAAAUUAAUAGUACUAGCAUUGCAAUCAUUGGGCAAAUAACACUGCCAUAAACACUUUAGUAAAUAAGAAGGCCUUAAAAUAUAAACUGCAUUUCUGUGUUCUUUUCAUAUCCAUUAGUGUAGGGAGUCAAAUGUAAUCAAAAAAGUGCAUGAGUGUUAGGCCAUUUUGCAUAAACAUACAGUGCCCUCCACUAAUAUUGCCACCCUUGUAAAAUAUAAGCAAAGAAGGCUGUGAAAAAUUGUCUUUAUUGUUUAACCUUUUGAUCUUUUGUUGAAAAAAAUCACUCUGUUC